Penicillium griseofulvum is the source of this 1824-nucleotide messenger RNA. RefSeq names its product MFS transporter. The transcript has a single exon. Gene Ontology annotation, molecular function: fluconazole transmembrane transporter activity. Gene Ontology annotation, biological process: xenobiotic detoxification by transmembrane export across the plasma membrane. NCBI's taxonomy places the organism in Eukaryota, Fungi, Ascomycota, Eurotiomycetes, Eurotiales, Aspergillaceae. The record is from RefSeq and is a predicted model, not a curated record. Bases 1 to 1824 code for a protein of 607 amino acids.
AUGACAGUUCCAACUCAAGGGGGCGAGGCCAUGCUGCCUUCCAAAAUUCCUUUCUGGCGUCUGGUCUUCGACCAAAAGGUCGUCACCGAGGAAGUCAUGCAAUUCCCAUACACAGGCUCAGGUACUAAAGACGAUCCAUAUGCCGUGGUCUGGAUCCCUGCCGACCCACGAAACCCAAUGAACUUCCACCCGAUCAGGAAGUGGUCUAUUACAUUUCUAGUUUCAUUCGUGACUCUCGCGGUGUCAUUAGUCUCAUCUGCAUUUUCAGGCGGAAUGAGGCAGAUCAUGGAGGACUUCGGUGCCGCCCAGGAAAUCGUCAUUCUAGGCGUAUCGCUGUUCGUGCUCGGAUUCGCUAUUGGGCCCUUGAUCUGGGCACCCCUUAGUGAGAUCUUUGGCCGGAGACAUAUCUUUACCAUAUCUUUUAUGUUUCUCACUGCUUUCAAUGCUGGCGCAGCGGGUGCGAAGAAUAUCGAGACACUCAUUGUAUUGCGUUUCCUCGCUGGCUCCUUUGGCUCUUCGCCGUUUGGGAAUGGAGGCGGUACUAUUGCGGACAUGUUCCCAGCGUCUCAGCGUGGUAUCGCUAUUAGUCUUUUCGCUGCUGCGCCCUUCCUAGGACCAACUCUAGGUCCUGUCAUUGGAGGCUUCCUCGCUUCUGCUGCCGGUUGGAGGUGGGUGGAGGGACUCCUUGCUGCGUUCUCUGGUGUGCUCUGGUUAUGUAUCAUCUUCUUGCUACCAGAGACAUAUGCACCUGUCCUCCUACGCCGUCGCGCAGAAAAGAUGUCUGCCUUAACUGGCAAAGUCUAUCGUAGUCAGUUUGACAUCGACCGUGGGCCCGCCCCUAUGGGCAAGACGCUGAAGACUGCGCUUUCCCGCCCAUGGAUCUUGCUCUUCUGUGAACCAAUUGUACUUCUUUUCUCUAUCUAUUUGGCGAUUAUCUACGGAACGCUCUAUAUGCUCUUCGCUGCCUACCCAAUUGUCUUCCAAGAAGUCCGCGGCUGGAGCGAAGGCGUCGGUGGUCUCGCCUUCCUCGGCAUCCUCGUCGGUAUGGUGAUCGCCGUGAUAUACACAUUCCCCGAGAACUUCCGCUAUGCCAAAAAGUGCAGCCAGACUACCGACCGACUCGCCCCCGAGUUAAGACUACCCCCAAGCAUGGUCGGCGGCAUAGCAUUACCAAUCGGGUUAUUCUGGUUCGCCUGGACGAACUCGCCUAAUAUCCACUGGAUGGCCUCAGUCGCAGCAGGAGCGCCCUUCGGUUUUGGCAUGGUUCUGGUCUUCCUUAGCGUGUUCAACUACCUCAUCGACUCAUACACGAUCUUCUCUGCCUCCGUGCUAGCCGCGAAUUCCGCCCUCCGCUCACUAUUCGGUAUGGCCUUCCCACUUUUCACAACCUACAUGUACCAUAACUUGGGCAUUCACUGGGCCUCGUCGAUUCCAGCUUUUUUGGCGCUGGCAUGUGUGCCCUUUCCAUUCAUCUUCUACAAGUACGGCGCGCGUAUCAGACAGCGCUGUAAAUACGCUUCUGAAGCGGACGCCUUCAUGCGUCGCCUUGCUGAAAAGAACAAGGCAGCCCGCCGUGGUGAGCCUGAUUCGGAGAAAGAUAAAACAAACUCGGCGGUCCGGGUAUCUGAUGAUCAGGAUUCCAGUGAUACUGAUUCCUUGUCUACUGUUCCGUCUCGUGGUAUGAUCGCACGUCAUGCGUCCCGUGCGUCUCGGCAAUCCGGUCGCUCUAUGCAUCGCGUUGCUACUGCGACGCAAUAUGAGGAGAACCCUUAUGACUUGGAUCUGGUCAACACUCGACAGUCGGCUAUCAGUCGCAAGGAUUGA